Molecule: messenger RNA, 828 nt
Organism: Triticum dicoccoides
Lineage: Eukaryota; Viridiplantae; Streptophyta; Magnoliopsida; Poales; Poaceae
Product: ubiquitin-related modifier 1 homolog
Exons: 5
Coding region: 438-740 (100 amino acids)
Biological process (GO): tRNA thio-modification
Cellular component (GO): cytoplasm
Source: RefSeq, a predicted model, not a curated record
CCCAAGUUCCCCAGCCGGCCGGCCGUCCCUGCCUCCCCGCUGCUCAGGACAGUCGGUGCUGCUCUAGCCUCUAGGCUCUAGGCGGACGCCGCUGCCGCUCUACAGCCUCUACUCCGGCCUCUCCCGACUCCCCGUCUCCCCGCGCAACCUACAGAGGACAGGGCACUCGAGCACGUGAGAACGCCGCCGCCGCCCACACACAGCCGUACGCUCCUCCUCCGCCGCCACCGAAGCCCUCCACUGCAACAGUGCUCUCCGCUGCCGACCACACGUUGCAAUCUUGCAUGCCUCCGAUGCUUCCAACAACUUAACUACUGGCUGCCCUUUUCCGCAACCCUCUCCCCUUCUGCCUUUUUAUCUUCACUCUUCUCUUGGCCUGAUUCCAACAAGGAAAUUCUAAAGCCUAAUCAAUCUGCAUCGCUUCUGAUCCUUCAGCCAUGCAUCUCACUCUUGAAUUCGGGGGCGGUCUGGAGCUUCUCCUAGAGAAAUCCACCAAGGUACACAAGGUGGAUGUCCAGCAUAGGGACGGUGAAGACAAGGCCACGAUGAAGGGGUUGCUCUCUUGGGUGAAGUCCAAUUUGAUCAAGGAGCGGCCGGAGAUGUUCAUCAAAGAUGAUUCUGUGAGGCCUGGGGUUCUUGUCCUUAUAAACGACUGCGACUGGGAGUUGUGUGGUGGCCUUGAUGCAGAGUUGGAAGAGAAGGACGUGGUUGUGUUCAUCUCCACACUGCACGGUGGUUAAUUUUAUUCUACUGUAGGGUUCGGAUGGCAUUGCGAUCUGUGGAAAAGAUACUAAAUGCGCUGUAGGGUAAGGGUGGGAGGGGGCAAAC